Molecule: messenger RNA, 1647 nt
Organism: Neurospora crassa OR74A
Lineage: Eukaryota; Fungi; Ascomycota; Sordariomycetes; Sordariales; Sordariaceae
Exons: 2
Coding region: 925-1203 (92 amino acids)
Source: RefSeq, a predicted model, not a curated record
CUCUUCCUUCCGCCUCCUCACUUCCUUGCCGAGGCAAACCUCCCCUUUUCCACGAAUGAGGAGAGAAAGGGCAAAAGAGGCUUCAAAUUGCUCAGCAGUGAGAUACAGAAACUGCCAGGCAACUUCACCUUUUUCAUUUAUCCCUGUCACGCCUAUCUCCGAGGCGUAUGCAAGUGUUAAACAGUCAAGUCAAUCCCAAUAAAUACCUCCAACCUCACAACCGAAUCCAGCGUCUCACGACAGGACGUUCGUGUUCCCACAGCGAGAAACCAGCUUUACCCUUGCACAUCAGAAGAAAGGUUCAUAAACACCGGUCCGAGUCAAGACCUUGUCUGGUUUAUCUUUCACCUUUUUCCUCUCCACUUUCCCCAUUCCUAAAUCCUAACCUUGUCCAUCAAUACUGCCACAGCCUACAACUGCGUGCAGAGCGAUGUCUCUUUCUAUAACUCCUUGACCGAACGGGUAAUCGACGCCGACGAACACUUUUACUGUUAUCAGACAGUCUGUUCCUCGAGUGGUCAACCGGAGUGUUUGCAUUCAGCUGGCAUUAUCAUUCCAGCUCCAUCGCCUCUAUCACCUCAAAGCUUACUCGGAAACGGUUUCACAUCGUUCGACAUUUCCACACUUGACCGCAAAAAGUUGCCAAGUUACUCAACCUCUGAAGGACUCGAACUACGAUUGUAUCUACAUCUCAGAGAUAAACCCUGGCGUCAGUGCUCUCCUGAGUGGUUUAUCAGAAUCAGAAGGCGACAUCUGGUCACGAUUGUAUGACGAGACCAUCGGCUGGGUUUGCCAGCAAUCCAUACGAAUAUUGAACCAGUACCGAGAUCAGCGGUGAUUCCACGGCGUGUUCUUUCCAUAUCGUACUCAAUAAUACUCCUUCCAACCACCACAAGUCCACAACCCCCUUUUCAACUUUCCAAAAUGUGCACCCAAUGGUUCUGCCUCUACGCGUGCGGCCACAAGGGUUUCUACCGCUACGACCCCUGCCAGGACUUCGGCACCAAAUGCUACGGCGCCGGCGGCGAGCAGUCUCUCUUUUCGGUUGAAAACAAGUGCGACGAUUGCCAGAGCCGGGCGACGGAACCGAAUCCCGAGGGCCGCAAGGACGAUCCGUACCUGAAGGAGCAGAAGUACGUGCCUUGGAUUGUUACUACUGAGAAUGCGGCGGCGGCGAGUGCUGGUGGGGGGCAGGGGAAGUAAGGGGGAAGUAUGUAAGGGGGAAGGGGGUUGGGAUGUGAAAGAUGAGAAGAGGUGAAUGAGGAGGAGGAGAAGGGAAAAGAGAGAGAAGGGGGGGUUGAGGAUUAGGUUGAUAAGGGUAGUAGGGAAGGGGCAAAGGGAUGAAUGGAUGGGGUGAGGAGAAGAACGGGAAGGGAUAAUAUAGGCAUAUUAGGAUGCAUACGUCUCGAAAUGCCUGGAUCGAUCCUGGACCAUACGAAGUACCAGGCCCUUUUCCAACAAUCAAUAACAAACACUACACAAAAGUUCCACAAAAGCAUAUCUCCAAACUCAUCGUCAGUUCACUCCUGAUGAAAGAAAACCCAAGGGGACUCGGUGUCAAGUUGAACGUAGAUACACAAGCCAAAGAGGAAACAAGAAAGAAAUAUGUCUUUGAAUGUUGGGUCUAAACAAGAUCACCGAAAUUAC